Musca vetustissima is the source of this 4046-nucleotide messenger RNA. It is a transcript of the gene DAAM, whose product is annotated as disheveled-associated activator of morphogenesis 1. Gene Ontology annotation, molecular function: small GTPase binding; actin binding. The transcript is spliced from 11 exons. The record is from RefSeq and is a predicted model, not a curated record. Lineage: Eukaryota; Metazoa; Arthropoda; Insecta; Diptera; Muscidae. Bases 14 to 4021 code for a protein of 1335 amino acids. Gene Ontology annotation, biological process: actin cytoskeleton organization; positive regulation of actin filament polymerization.
AACAGCCAUCAAAAUGUGUUCGAAAAAUCAAAUGUCCACAUUAAUGGAGAAAUUGAAUACGACUCUACAGUCGUGUCCAACCAUCAGCAGCUGUACCAAUGAACCUGAUACGCUAAGUGCCAACAACGAUUCGCUGCAGACCACCCCUGAUAGUACUCUACAAAAACCAGCCAGUCUCCAGCAUCAGCGCCAUCAACCGCUGAGUCCCCAUCAUCUGCAUCCCCACCAUCAGCUGCAUAACGUCGGCGGUGGCAGUAGUGGCGGCUCACACACAAACAGUGCCACCAGCGACACAUCAUCAACAUCCUUUCACCAGCGUUUUGACUUUAGUCAAUUAAAAGCUCGUCUACCGGAACUAAAUUGUCUGCACAGUUUACAACGCUAUUGGCAAAAUAGCCAACAAUCCGGAGGUGGAGACAACCCCAACGAUCCAACGUCCGGCAUUGGAAAAGAUGAUAGUUGUGGCACUGGUGGUGGUAACUCCUUUUAUGCCAAUAAUAUUUUAGGUUACACCUUUGGCUAUACAUUUAACGGCAAAGAUUCCGCAAAGGGGGAAGACGUACGCGAAACGCCACUACAGAAAUUCUAUCGUCAUCAACAGCAAAAGAAAAUGCCAGCAUUUCGUGGUAGACGUGGUUGGUGUGGGUGUUUUCAGGACGAUGAACCACCAGAGAUUUGUGUGGUUGAGGGUGCUUUCACCCUACAGACCCUAACACCCACACAACCAAUGCCCUCCGUUGACGAGUUGGACACCAAAUUUGCCGAAUUGGUCGAGGAAUUGGACUUGACAGCACCCAACAAAGAGGCAAUGCUAAGUUUGCCUCCCCAAAAGAAAUGGCAAAUUUAUUGCUCACGAAAAUCCCCACUCGAUACCAUUGAUGGUAAUGGUGCCUCGAGUAAUAUAACCCAACCGCCGACGGCUGAAAAUUAUGUGGAACGUCUCAAGGAUUUGGCUUUGCACAUAUCGAUUAGUCCCGAAGAUUCCCCGUGCCAUGAGUAUAAUGCUCGCAUUGAAAGCCAUACACAUUUCCUGGAUGCCCUCAAGACCGCCCUGAGGACAUCUACGCACAGUUUUGUGCUACGAUUUGUCGAGUUUGAGGGUUUGCCAGCUCUGCUGAAUUUAUUGCAGAAAAUGGAUAUACGUGUGGCGAACAGUCCUUUUCAUACUAGUCUCAUUGGGUGUAUCAAGGCCUUGAUGAAUAAUUCGACCGGCCGUGCCCAUGUCUUGGCCCAUCCCACCUCCAUUGAUACGAUUGCUCGUUCGCUGGCGGCGGAUAAUAUCAAAACCAAAGUAGCAGCCUUGGAAAUUUUGGGUGCCGUCUGUCUCGUGCCCGGUGGUCACCGCAAGGUCUUGCAGGCCAUGUUAAAUUUCCAAGAAUUUGCUGCCGAACGAACCCGUUUCCAAAGUAUUGUAAAUGAUUUGGAUCGUUCCACAGGAGCCUAUAGAGAUGAUGUUAAUUUGAAAACGGCCAUUAUGUCCUUCAUUAAUGCCGUGCUGAAUUAUGGUCCCGGUCAGGAGAAUCUAGAUUUCCGUCUACAUUUGCGUUAUGAAUUCUUAAUGUUGGGCAUUCAACCCAUUAUCGAUAAGCUGAGGAAGCAUGAGAAUGAGACGCUGGAUCGGCAUUUGGACUUCUUCGAAAUGGUUCGAGCCGAAGAUGAAAAAGAAUUGGCACGCAAAUUCGAGCAUGAACAUGUGGAUACGAAAAGUGCCACCACCAUGUUUGACUUUUUGAGACGUAAACUAAGUCAUUCGCCAGCCUAUCCACAUUUGAUUUCUUUGCUGCAGCAUAUGCUAUUGCUGCCCUACACCGGUCACUGUACCCAACAUUGGUUAUUAUUCGAUCGUGUGGUACAACAAAUUGUCCUACAAACCGAGGGUAGACCACGCAGUGACAUCGAUUCCGAUGAUCCGAACAAAGAAAAAGUGCCCAUUUCCCCAGUACACGAUCCCGAUGUGGCACCUUUGGAAAUAAAUGUCUCCAAAUUAGUUCACUUAUUGGUAAAAGAAGAAGAAUUAACCCAAGCACGCAAACGUGCCGAUGAAUUGGAAAAAGAAAAUUUCGAUAUUCAAUCACGUUUGGCGAAAAAAGAACAAGAGCUAGAUUUACGUAUGCAAGAAAAAGAAGAUCUCGAAACAAGUUUGGCACGUAUGCGUGAACGUUUGGAAAAGGAAUCCGCCAAUCAUUCACAGGCUGUGCAAAGAGCACAAACAGCUGAAAUGAAAUUGGAAGAUUUACAACAUAAAUUGAUGACCGAGCAGCAGGAAAGAGCAAGGCUGGAACGUUUAGUCACAGAGGGUAGUAUACCUGAUGACCAGAAGGUGGCGGGAUUAACUGGUUGCAACGCAUCACAGGAGCCUGUUAAGAUUGUACCUCCACCACCACCACCAAUGAUGGCAGCUCCACCGCCACCACCACCACCGGCAGGACCACCGCCACCACCUUGCCCUGGGCCACCACCACCACCGGUUAUGACACCAGCAAUGGCCCCACCUGCACCCAAAACUGAAGUACCCAAAAAGAACGUGCCACAGCCCACAAAUCCCUUGAAGAGCUUCAACUGGUCGAAAUUGCCCGAUGCCAAGGUCCAAGGUACCGUUUGGAGUGAAUUGGAUGAGUCGAAAUGGUAUAACAAUAUCGAAUUGGAGGCAAUCGAUAAAUUAUUCUCAGCCUAUCAAAAGAAUGGUGUUGCGACCGUUCCCGAUGGCUCCAUUGAAGACUUGCGCCUAAUGGGCAGUAAACCACGUAAUAAGAUAUUAUCUGUUAUUGAUGGCCGGCGGGCACAAAAUUGUACCAUACUCUUAAGUAAAUUAAAAAUGACCGAUGAAGAAAUCUCCAAAGCAAUUCUAUCCAUGGAUUGCAAUGAACAAUUAGCCUUAGAUAUGGUUGAGCAAUUAUUGAAGUUUACACCCUCAGCGGAGGAGCGGGCCUUAUUGGAUGAGCACAGUGAAGAUAUUGAUUCAUUGGCCAGGGCCGAUCGUUUCCUUUAUGAAAUAUCCAAAAUUCCCCAUUACGAACAGCGCUUGAAGAGCUUACACUACAAGAAACGUUUCAUGAUUACCGUAAACGAUUUAAUACCACGCAUUACCAGUGUCAUGGAGGCUUCCAGGGAGGUGGCAAGGUCAAGGCGUCUGAGAAAAUUACUGGAAUUGGUUCUAGCUUUGGGCAACUACAUGAAUCGUGGAGCUCGUGGCAAUGCUUCCGGUUUCCGUUUGGCCUCACUGAACCGCUUAGCCGAUACCAAAUCCAGUGCUGCCAAGGGCACAACUCUACUACACUUUUUGGUUCAGGUUAUCGAUAAGAAAUUCCGUGAUCUACUCAAACUCGAAGAAGAUAUACCACAUGUACGUGAAGCUUCCAAAGUCUCGUUGGGAGAAAUGGACAAAGAUAUACAAAUGCUUCGCACCGGCUUGGCCGAUGUUGCCCGUGAAAUUGAAUUCCAUCGUUCAUCGGGCCCUGCCCAACAGGGUGAUCGUUUCUUACCCGUUAUGCGUGAAUUCCAUGCCCAAGCUUCGGUACGUUUCGCUGAAUUGGAAGAUAAAUUCCAAGAUAUGAAGACACGUUUCGAUCGUGCUGUACGUCUAUUCGGUGAAGAUGGUUCUGUGUUGCAGCCGGAUGAAUUCUUUGGCAUUUUUGAUGCUUUCCUAACAUCAUUUGCUGAGGCUAAGGCCGAUAAUGAUAAUUUGCGUAAACGCCAGGAAGAGGAAGAGAAACGUGCCAAGCAGGAUGCUGAGUUGAAGAAGCGUACCAUUGAACGUAAAAACAAGGAGGGCCUGAUGUCUUCGGUGGCGCGAAAUUUGGGUUUGAAAUCAUCCAAUGGACCCACAAGCCCCGCCAAGGGAGAUAACAAAGGGGAAUUUGAUGACCUCAUUUCAGCCUUGAGGACCGGUGAUGUUUUCGGUGAAGAUAUGGCGAAGUUCAAGAGAUCACGUAAGACUCGCCUAAGCAAUGGUAGUACAUCUCCCCCAAGACAUGGGGUACAUCGAGAAGAAAGUCGAGAACGUACCGUACGAAGACAGUGAAAAUUAGGUUAAAUAUUUAGGUUAA